Elephantulus edwardii (Cape elephant shrew) is the source of this 1035-nucleotide messenger RNA. RefSeq names its product melanoma-associated antigen B1-like. Gene Ontology annotation, cellular component: nucleus. Gene Ontology annotation, biological process: negative regulation of transcription by RNA polymerase II. The coding region runs from base 1 to 1035 and encodes 344 amino acids. NCBI's taxonomy places the organism in Eukaryota, Metazoa, Chordata, Mammalia, Macroscelidea, Macroscelididae. The record is from RefSeq and is a predicted model, not a curated record. The transcript has a single exon.
AUGCCUCGUGGUCAGAAGAGUAAGCUCCGUGCCCAAGAGUCCCGUGUCCAGGCUCGAGCUGCAAGUCACAGGAUGGAGGGUGCUCAGGCCACUGCAGCUGCUGAGAAAGGGUCCCUCUAUCCCUCUCCUCCUUGUGAGGAUUCUCCCCAGAGCUCCCGGGCUGCUGCCAUCCUCCAGGGUCCUCAGGGAGACCCCUCCACCAGCAGUGCUGCUGCAGGUUCUUCUUACACUGGGGCUGAGGGAGGGGCCCCGGCCCCAGAUGAGCGAAGGCCAAGUUCCUGUGAUGCUCCCCCCUCUGCUGACAGCUACCAGAGGGAUCCCUUGAUUAGGGAGGCAGAUGUUUUGAUGCAUUUCCUGUUGAAGAAGUAUAAAACGAAAGAGCCCGUGAUGAAGAAAGAAAUGAUGAUGGCCAUCAACAAGAAGUACAAGGUGAACUUCCCUGAGAUCCUGAGGAGAACCUUGGAACAGAUGGAGCUGGUCUUUGGCCUUAUCCUGAAGGAAGUGGACCCCAGCACUCGAUCCUACAUCCUCAUCAGCAAGUUCAGCAUCACCAAUGAAGAAAGUCUGAAUAAUGAUGGCGAGUUUCCCAGGAAUGGAAUCCUGAUGCCUCUCCUGGGCAUAAUCUUCUUAAAGGGCAACCGGGCCACUGAGGAAGAGAUGUGGGAAUUCCUGGGUAUCUUAGGGCUCUUUGAUGGUAGGAAGCAUGUAAUCUUUGGGGAGCCCAGGAAGCUCAUCACCCAAGAUCUGGUGCAGGAAAAGUAUGUGGAGUACAGGCAGGUGCCCAGGAGUGACCCUCCACGCUACGAGUUCCUGUGGGGUCCCAGGGCCCACACUGAAACCAGCAAGAUGCAAGUCCUGGAGUUUUUGGCCAAGAUCAAGAAUACCACACCCAGUGCCUUCCCAGCGCAAUAUGAAGAGGCUUUGAGAGAUCAGGAAAGGAGGGCCAGAGUUACAGCCAGGUCUAGGGCUCCUGAAACAGCCUGUGAGCUUCCCAGAGGCACCCAGGGCAGACCUUCCAGCCCUAGUCAAGUCUGA